This is a messenger RNA of Aspergillus caelatus, 1164 nucleotides long. RefSeq names its product oxygenase MpaB family protein. The record is from RefSeq and is a predicted model, not a curated record. The coding region runs from base 1 to 1164 and encodes 387 amino acids. Gene Ontology annotation, molecular function: oxidoreductase activity. The transcript has 2 exons. NCBI's taxonomy places the organism in Eukaryota, Fungi, Ascomycota, Eurotiomycetes, Eurotiales, Aspergillaceae.
AUGGACACCACUCUGCCUCCUCACUCAAAUGCUGGUGACCGUAUAAGCAAAUGGGGCUACUCUUUUACUUGGACGGAUUGCCAUCUCUCUAGAGAGAAGACAGAGUCUCUACGUCAGCAAUUCGACACACUGGGCGCUGCUGCUCUGGAACGGCUUCAGUUCAUACGAUCUUCGUUGCUAGAAGAUAGCAAAGCAAAAGGAAUUAGUCCUCCUUCAAAUGAUCUUUACACCAUCCUCCAAGACUACCAUAGGGAGGAUGAGGUCUUAACCCAACUCUGGAACGAAACCCACACGGUCCCAGACUGGGUUAACUGGGAGCAACUCGAGCGAGGCCAGCGGUUUUUUCACCGUUAUAUAAUUGCCAACAUUGUUGGCUUUGCAUUACAGGGGUUUGUAGCAGAAAAUUCUGCGGCCUCCGGCGUCGUAGAAGUCCUCGCCCGGACUGGCAGUUUCUCGACUCGUAUGUUGCUAAAGAGACUACUCGAGACCUUCCAAUGGUUGAUCCUAGUCACUCAUGACCUCGCUGCCAUCCAACCUGGCGGCGAAGGCCAUGUUGCAACCGUCCGGGUCCGACUUCUCCAUUCAUCCGUCCGACAGCGCAUCUUACAUCUGUGUCGCACAAAACCUCACUACUUCGAUAUUGACCGUUAUGGUGUCCCCGUCAACACAUUAGAUAGCAUUCACUCCAUAAGUACUUUCUGCUGCAAUCCAAUGUGGCUCCAACUGCCUAGGUUUAAAAUCACCCCUUCCGCCGAUGAGGUCGAAGACUACAUGGCCCUGUUUCGAUACCUUGGCUACCUUCUCGGAACACCAACGUCAUACUUCGAGACGGUGGAGAAGGGCAAGCACACAAUGGAGAGUAUGGUCGCCCACGAGCUGCAUACCACCGAGACGUCACGCGUGGUCGCUUAUAACUUUGUCGAAUGCGUGGCGAACCUCCCUGCCCCGUUUCAUGUCUCGAGGAAGUUCAUUGAGGCUGGUAGUCGAUGGAUCAACGGCAACGAGAUCUGCGACGAGCUUGAUCUUGGGAAGCCCGGGUUCUUAUACUACUUAAUGUUUGCCAGUUAUUGUGUUCUUGUUCUAGGGCUUGCUUGGCUGCAACGGAUGAUUCCUAUGCUUGAUGAAUUCAUGAUUAAGGUAGGUCUUACAAGCACGGCACUAUGA